Molecule: messenger RNA, 3582 nt
Organism: Dreissena polymorpha
Lineage: Eukaryota; Metazoa; Mollusca; Bivalvia; Myida; Dreissenidae
Product: THO complex subunit 1-like
Exons: 20
Coding region: 39-2042 (667 amino acids)
Biological process (GO): signal transduction; mRNA export from nucleus; regulation of DNA-templated transcription elongation
Cellular component (GO): THO complex part of transcription export complex
Molecular function (GO): protein binding
Source: RefSeq, a predicted model, not a curated record
AAAGCUCAUUACGAUUGGUAAAUUCGGGAUUGAAAAAAAUGGCUGCUGUGGCGACGUUUGAUUUUACUUCUGCCCGAAAAACGUUUAUCCAUGAACUUCAGCAAGUUGCAACUGAGAAUUCCCUGGACUCCCUGAAACAGUUCUUACAGGAAUAUACAGCUAGCGAAAGUGAAAAAAGAGUCACAAUUGAUCAGGCAUUCCGUGAUGUGCUAAGAGAUCUGAGUUUCGAUGAUGCGGGAUGUGAGGCCUACAGCAACUUCAUAUGUCUGUCUAUAGAAGCUGCACAAGCAGAGUUAUGUUCAGCCAUUGUUCCACUGCUGCUGCUCACAGACAUAUUUGAUGUGAUACCCCUGGAACAAUGCGAGGAUCUCUUCAACCUGGUGGAGGAUAAAGUGCGCAUUUGGAAAUCUCAAACAUUCUAUGACACUGGAAAGAACUUUCUUCUGCGAAUGUGCAAUGAUCUGUUACGUCGGCUGUCCAAGUCCCAGAACACAGUGUUCUGUGGGAGGAUACAGCUAUUUCUCUCAAGGCUCUUCCCUCUCGCUGAGAAAUCAGCUCUGAACCUGAUGAGCCAGUUCAACCUAGAGAAUGUUACCCUGUACAGUCAUACCAAACAGGAGACCCCAGCCUUCAAAUUUAAGGAGGAGGGGCAGGAUGACGAUGAUGAGGCUGAAGUGAAGCUGGAGAUAAUGGAGGUGGCAGAUGGGGACACUGAGGAAAAGAAACCAGAUGUGCCAAUAGACUACAACCUUUAUGGGAAGUUCUGGUCACUUCAAGACUUUUUUCGUCGACCAGUACAGUGCUAUGAGAAAAAAUUCUGGUCUACAUUUGUAACGAAUUCUGAUGCAGUCUUUGAGGCUUUUUCCAGUGCAAAGCUUGAUGACAUGAAAAAUUCAAAGAAAACCCCCAAUCAGAAGCGUCUUACGACAGAACCAGAUUCAUUCUUUGCCAAGUAUCUCACCAGUGAAAAGCUGUUGAAUCUCCAGCUCAAUGACAGCAAUUUCCGCCGCUACGUGCUGACCCAGUUCCUAAUCAUCUUCCAAUACCUCGGAACUACCGUGAAGUUUAAGACUCCAGCCCAGACCCUGACAGAUGAGCAGACAUCAUGGAUCAAGGCCUCAACAGAGAGGAUCUACCAGCUGGUCCGUGAGACGCCUCCAGACGGGGAGACGUUUGUCAAGACAGUGGAGCACAUUCUGGGGCGAGAAGAGCAGUGGAACAGCUGGAAAAACGAGGGAUGUCCAGACUUUGAGAAGAAACUGGCCGAGGGAGAGACCCUGAAGAAACCCAGGAGAGCAAAGCGUCGACGUGUAGGUGAUGACAUCCAGGUGACGGGUGGUAAGGUGAUCAAGAUGGGCAACCCUGAGCUGACGAAGCUCUGGAACCUCAACCCCAGCAACAUGGAGGCCUGCAAGGACCAACAGAGAAUGUUUUUGCCAACACUGGAAGAUUUUUUCCAAGAUGCCAUUGAGCAGAACGACCCAGAGGCACAAGUUGAGGAAGAAUACAAACUGACAAAUGAGCAGACGUUCCAGUGGAAGGCCCUGCGACUGCUGGCCAGACGUAGCCCCCUGUUCUUCACCAACACCACGACCCCUGCCCAGGAACUUAAGGUCUACCUCAACGGCAUGCUCUCCAAGCUUGCCAAACAGAUGCCACGUGAAGGUGGUGAGGAGAUGAAGACAGAGGUGGAGGAAGAAGAGGAGGAAAUAAAGGAAGCCGAGGAGGAAAUGAGGCAGGGGACACAGAACACUGAGAAGGAAGUCGAGCCGAAGGAGAUCACACUAAACAAGCACAUCAUCUGCAGUGUAGCUGACAAGGUGGCUGGAGACUGGAAGAAGCUUGCCACGGAGCUGCAGUUCCCAGAUGAUGAUGUAGCUUUCUUCGAGAGUGAACAAAUCAGUCCCUCUGAAACGGCCAACAAGAUUCUCACAAUCUGGAUGGAGGACAAUGGUGAUAAAGCCACGGCCGAGGCCUUACGUACGGCCCUGAAAGAGGUAGGACUGGCCAGUGUGGCAGACCUGCUGGUGGGGCCUUCAUGAACGGACCAGGAAUGGUGGAUAGGAGCCUGCGUGUCCAAUGAGAGGGAACCCUUAAAGGGCAUCAGCAUUUGUUCAUAAGUGAACAUUGUAACACUUUUGCCCAUGCUGUGAGGAGCUAAAUAAUGAACUUUUUUAAGAAUCUGAUAUCCAGUUUGAAGAUGUUCGAAGUUAAAAAAGUUGGUCCACUGUUUAAGAACGAUGCCUUGUGUUGUUGAAUGAAUAAAGUGUAGUCUUCUCCUUAAUUAAAUGUUUUUCCUUUACUGAUUUGUUGCGAGACAGUGUUAAUUAAAAAUGACAAUUUAUAAAAUACAAAAAAAAAAUAAUAAUAAAAAAUAAAGAGAAAUAUAUGCUUUAUUCAUAUAGCAAAGAUAUAACUGGUUUUGAAACCAGACAUUAUAUAAUAUAACAAGUUAAACAAAAGCUUAGUUACUUACAAAACAGCAGUCCCCUUGUGACUAAUCUUCAAUCAAGUUUCUUCAAUCUUCAUUUAAGUACGUUUUGACUUAUUGAAGAACUGGAUUGAAGUUUUUACUUAAUUCUGUAGUUGUAACAACCACAAUUUUUAUCUGACAAAAAAACACUGCAAUAUAUUGCAUAUUCCCACACACCAACUUACUUUAAGCACAAGUAUUUUUCAAGCACAAUUGAGGAGGAAAAACACAAACAAUGUGCAUACUCCCCGUAGUAAGAUCCUCUAGUAUGCAUACACGGAGUUUCAUCAAAGUAGAUGUUUUGAAUUAGAGAAGGAUCAAUAUUUCACAUUUUACAUAUUUCUGUAACCACAAUUCUGACAAUUUUGGACAUAACAAAAAGUGAAAUGACAUUCAUAUUACCAAUAUUGCCCUCUAUCACAACAAGUUUCAUCCACCUUGCUUCAAUACUUAGUUAUCACAGGAGCUAUAUAUUCUGAGAACAGAAGUCCACUCAGGAAAACUAAAAAUUGAAUCACAUCAACAAGUGCAUAUACUUCUUAACAUUUUAUCAUGAAGAAAAUAUAUGGACCUUGAAACACAAGAUCUUAAUUUCGUGAUAAUCAUAAAUAAGAUGAUUCACAUACAUUUUCAUAAAUACUGUUACAAUAGCACUGCCUGUACUGUGAUAUGUUAAGAUCCAUCCAUCAGAAAAUUUUAAUCAAACACUAUGCAUUUUAAAUAUUGAGCAAUCAAAUUGUUAUACAAAUAAGAAAAAGCACUUCUGUGAAUUUCAUUUCACAACACAAAAAUAGACAUUGCUGAAAGGUCAUAACUUAUUAAUUAUUAUUCCUGUAAGGAUUUGUAUUAUACUCUUAAACAUUUUCAUGCACUGAUCUAAACAAAAUUAGAUAAACAAGAAUUGUUUCAACAUCAAGAAUGAAGGCAAUAUUUAUAAUGAAUGAUACUACUUAGUAACGUGUAAUAUAUUAGGCAACUCACCAUUUAGUAAUCUGAACUAGUUGUAAAAGCAUACCGUAAUUAAAAAGUAUACAGUCCACUCAACAAAGAAAGGGUCCAACACUUAUUAGCAAAUCAAUAUUUACUGCCUUUAAUGAGAGGCAAACAAA